Staurois parvus is the source of this 352-nucleotide messenger RNA. NCBI's taxonomy places the organism in Eukaryota, Metazoa, Chordata, Amphibia, Anura, Ranidae. The record is from the annotation of a GenBank genome assembly.
CACCGAUCACAGAAAGAGCCGAAGAUGUCGGCUCGGUCAUAUGAUCAGCUGUGUCCAAUCACAGCUGAUCACUUUCCGUGGAGGGGACAUGUACACUGAUCAUCAGGGCACUGAUGAUCAGUGUGCCCUGAUGAUCAGUGUAGCCCCAGCAGCACCACCUGUCAGUGUCUAUCAAUGCCUUGUGUCAGUGUUCAUCAGUGUCUCGUGCCAGUGCCCAUCAGUGCCACAUAUCUGUGCCUACCAGUGCACAUCAAUGCCACAUAUCAGUGCCCAUCUGAGCUGCCUUUCAGUGUCAUCCAUCAGUGCCAGUCAGUGCCACCUAUCAAUGCAAAUCAGUGCCACCUAUCAGUGC